AAGUGCAUAGUAACACACAGAAUCGUUCUCCUCUGCCGCUAGCCAACGCAGUCUCAACCGCCGCCGUCCGCCGCGCUCCUCCUCGCAGACGACGUCACCGUCGCACUUCAUUCUGGUUGGUCGUGCUUUCUUCAGACUGUCUGUGUCUAUUUUUCUUCUGGUUUUGAAAUUCAUCUGGGAUGCUAUUUGUCUGCUUCUAGCUUCUGGCUUAGAUGGUGCAGUUUACUUUUUCUCAUAGACUGAUCAAUGGACAACAAUGGCAAUUGGGCGGAGGAAAAGGAGGAGGACGAGGAAGAGUACGAAUUCUCAAGAAAUUAUUUCCUGGCGAAGGAAUUGGCAUCCUCGGUGAAGAAAUCGAAACAAAAGAUUACCGACAUCAACGUUGUUGAUGAACAGGAAUUGAGGGAAGCUGCAUUGCACAUUCAACCCAAGCAUGAAAAUGAGAUUGCCCUCUUAAUGGAUUCCUAUAAAGCUAUGUAUCCUGAAUGGCUUUUUGCGCUAAAGUGUGGUUUUGGUCUUCUAAUGUAUGGUUUUGGGUCUAAGAAGGCUAUGAUUGAAGAUUUUGCUUCAAGGGCACUGGCUGAAUAUUCUGUAGUUGUCAUUAAUGGGUAUCUUCAGACCAUUAACUUAAAACAGGUUGUGGUAGCUUUAGCUGAUCUUCUGUGUGAUUACAUGAAAACUAAACGGAGGGUUUCCACUCGGGACUUGCCCAAGAGUCAGCAGCCAUACAAUUCUCAAUCCAUGGAUGAUCUUCUUACAUUUUUGGAUGAAGUGGAAUUAGAGGAUGGUGAUUGUUUUGUUUGUGUUGUCAUUCACAAUAUUGAUGGACCUGGGUUGAGGGACUAUGAAACACAACAAUAUCUUGCUCGCCUGGCUGCUUGUACCCAUAUUCGUAUUGUUGCAUCUAUUGACCAUGUUAAUGCCCCACUGUAUUGGGACAAGAAUAUGGCUCAUACACAGUUCAACUGGAGCUGGUAUCAUGUCCCUACUUUUUCUCCGUAUAAGGUUGAAGGCAUGUUUUAUCCGAUGAUUCUCGCACAUGGCAGUGCCAGCCAGACUGUCAAAACAGCUACAAUAGUUUUGCAAAGUUUGACGCCCAAUGCUCAGAGUGUAUUCAAAGUCCUUGCUGAACAUCAACUCUCUCAUCCUGAAGAAGGAAUGCCCAUCAGUGAUCUUUACUCAGUCUGUCGAGAACGUUUCCUUGUUAGCAGUCAGGUUACUCUGAAUUCUCAUUUGACUGAAUUUAAAGACCAUGAGCUGGUCAAGAUCAAGAGGCAUACCGACGGCCAGGAUUGCUUGUACAUCCCUCUGGCUGCAGAAGCACUUCAGAAAGUUCUGCUAGAGAUCAAUUAGUACUGGGGCAUUAUGAUUCAAAAGAAAGGGAACGAAUAAGCAAAUUAGUUCAUACAGUGCCACACGCAUUGCUUAUUGUCUGAAGCUUGUUUCAGAUGGGAGCAUAAUGUUUGUGUUUUCAUCCUAGUUUUACAACAAAAUUUUAAGUGAAAACAUAUACCCCUGACUGCUGCGAAUACAACUCCAAAAAACAUAUUUGGAUAAGCAAAUUAGUUCAUACAGUGCAUUUUUCCAAAGUGGAUGAUAGACAUGCAUUACUUAUUGUCUGAGGCUUGUAUCUAUUGGAGCCUAAUGUUUGUGUUUUCA
Messenger RNA from Lotus japonicus, 1659 nucleotides. Its product is annotated as origin of replication complex subunit 2. The transcript has 7 exons. Gene Ontology annotation, molecular function: DNA replication origin binding. Gene Ontology annotation, cellular component: nucleus; nuclear origin of replication recognition complex. The record is from RefSeq and is a predicted model, not a curated record. Gene Ontology annotation, biological process: DNA replication. The coding region runs from base 247 to 1353 and encodes 368 amino acids. Lineage: Eukaryota; Viridiplantae; Streptophyta; Magnoliopsida; Fabales; Fabaceae.